AUGUCAAUCGAAAACCUCAAGACCUUUGACCCCUUCGCCGAAGCUGACGAAGAUACCGGCGACACUAAACAGUCUCAAAAUUAUAUCCACAUACGGAUACAACAGCGCAAUGGUCGUAAGACUUUGACCACAGUCCAAGGUCUUCCGAAAAAGUUUGACCAGAAGAAGAUUCUCAAGGUCAUCAAAAAGAAAUUUGCCUGCAAUGGAACCAUCGUGAACGACACUGAGAUGGGCGAGGUGAUCCAGCUCCAAGGAGACCAACGCAAAGAUGUUCAAGAAUUCUUGACCGACAAGAAGGAAGGCCUUGAACUAGACGCCAAGACCAUCAAGGUCCACGGGUUCUAG
Ophidiomyces ophidiicola is the source of this 345-nucleotide messenger RNA. It is a transcript of the gene SUI1, whose product is annotated as Eukaryotic translation initiation factor eIF-1. The record is from RefSeq and is a predicted model, not a curated record. NCBI's taxonomy places the organism in Eukaryota, Fungi, Ascomycota, Eurotiomycetes, Onygenales, Onygenaceae. The transcript is spliced from 4 exons. Gene Ontology annotation, cellular component: eukaryotic 43S preinitiation complex. Gene Ontology annotation, biological process: translational initiation. Bases 1 to 345 code for a protein of 114 amino acids. Gene Ontology annotation, molecular function: RNA binding; ribosomal small subunit binding; translation initiation factor activity.